CACACCCGUUCAUAUAUACAUCUUAGCACAGAGUUAAGACUACCUUUUUUUUUUACGACAAGAAUGUCUUUUCUUCUCCAAAAAUCAUAAAUAUUGAUUUGCUCCCAUGUACAUAAGUACUCAUCUUAGGUACAACAUCAAGAAGAAGAUCCUCCUCUCAACAUGAAUCAGUGUGUACCAAGCUGGAAUUUCGACCACAACUCUCCCCCAGUGCCUACCCUCAAUCUUCAUGCUCAUUCUAUCGACUGCGCACCACCCCAUGUCCCCUCCUUGGAGUGUGAAGUGGCGGAGCUAACAUGGGAAAAUGGACAGCUAACCAUGCAUGAUUUACGUACCCCGCGCGUAAUUGACAAACUUACUCGCACAUCUUCUCUCACCAAAUACAAUACGUGGGAUAAGCCAUGCGCCGGGGGCACGCUCGAGUCAAUAGUCAACCAAGCCACCCGUCACCCCCACCCAAAGUCCGCCGUGGAUGGUGGAGUCAAUACUAAUAAUGAUCUUGUGCCUUGGUUUGACCACCAUGUUGCUCUGGUUAACCCAACCGCUAGCCCCUCCACCGCCGUGACCAUGGACGCUCUCGUCCCCUGCAAUAAUAACAUCCAUAUCAAAGAUCAUAAUCAAGAAAAACUCCUACAAGUGUUGAACCCUGCCCCUGGGGAAAUCGGCGCUUGCAAGGUGGAAUGCUCCACGUGCGUGGGUUCUUAUGGUGGUGAUGGCGGCGCCCACUUAGAAGCCGACGCUCCAAUGUCAAGCAUGGGAAUCAAUAGUUUUAGAACUAAUGGGAGCGUGAGUAAGAGCGCCACUUGUGGGGGGAGAGACAGCUGCCUGAUAUCGCUCAAUACCUGCGGUGGGUCCACGUGUCCAAAAGAGACCAUCUCAGGCAAAGAAUGUUCAAAGGCCUCCGGCGACGCCCAUGACUCCGUAUCUCACAGCAGAUCACAAGCACGUGACUCCCACCCAAUCUUCAAAAUUAGGCAGACAGGUGACGAGGAGGCCAAAAACAAAGGAAAUGAAAAAUCCUCGGUUUCAACUAAAAGGAGUAGGGCGGCCGACGUUCAUAAUCAGUCUGAACGUAAAAGAAGAGACAAAAUAAAUCAAAGGAUGAAGACAUUGCAGAAGUUGGUCCCAAAUUCCAGCAAGACUGACAAAGCCUCAAUGUUGGACGAAGUAAUAGAGUACCUGAGACAAUUGCAAGCUCAAGUACAAAUGAUGGGGAGAAUAAAUAUAUCAUCUAUGAUGUUGCCAUUAGCCAUGCAGCAACAACUUCAGAUGUCUAUGAUGCCUCACAUGGGAAUGGGCAUUGGCAUGGGUAUGGGAAUGGCAGGCGUUAUGGACAUGAAUGCUAUAAGCCACGCGAACGGAAUGCCGCCUGUUAUUCCACCCACCCACCCCUUCAUGCCCUUGCCCUCAGGGGAUCGUAUGUCAGCGCCGACGGGUUCAACGUUCCCAGACCCUUUAUCGGUAUUUCUUGCAUGUCAAUCCCAACCAAUGGCCAUGGAUGCUUAUAGUAGGCUGGCAGCUUUAUAUCAACAAAUGCAACAGCCACCAGUCGGUUCAGCGGGUUCGGGUUCUGGUUCUGGUUCGGCUUCGGGUUUGGGUCCAAAAAGUUGAUAAUAAAGAAACUUUACAAACAAAUUCUCUUUUCUCAUCAACUUUAUAAGAAUUGAUCUUUGUGUUAGCAAGAGCUGAGACAAAAAUAUCAAAUAUACCUCAGAAUUUUUGUACUUUCUUGUUUAAUUAUUUUUGUCUUAGAGAAAUGAUAAAAUACAUAUCACAUAUUAAUUCAAAAAAUCCCAAACUUGUGGACAGUCCCCCCAAAUUAAUUCUUAAGUAGGACAUUGGACUCUUAAAUUAGAAGGGGAAGUCGGCUCGACCAAAACCUAGAUUUCAAUAUGCGCAUCUCUCAUGGAUGAUUGAUCGAAUAGCCAGUUAUGUAUACAAGGUUUUUAUGUGUCAAAAAUGUAUACAGAUUCACGUAACAAAUUUUGAGAUGUUGGGAUAGACUUUCUUUUCUGUUCUUUUUUUACCAAUGAUUCAUAUUUCAGAUUACCGGG
Molecule: messenger RNA, 2054 nt
Organism: Sesamum indicum (sesame)
Lineage: Eukaryota; Viridiplantae; Streptophyta; Magnoliopsida; Lamiales; Pedaliaceae
Source: RefSeq, a predicted model, not a curated record